CUAGCGUGUUUAUAGAAACAGUAGACAAGCAGUGAUCGCAAUUAAUACAUGUGUUAUCAUGGAUGUAAUUAAUUUUAUAUUUCAUUCAAUGAAAACAAAACUUGUCUUAUUAAAGAUAAAAAUUUAAAAAACAUCAGGUGUGAAUUUAUUAAAAAUAAGUUUAAACUGUUAAUAUGGGUUCUGGACAAAGUGCACGCAAACUUACUAUAAAUAAUGAAGUAGAUGUUAUAGAAAUAUCAGAGUCUGUUGUGGAGCGAUUAACUCAAAAAAUGAAUGAAGAAAAACCUAAUGUAGCAAAUGAAGUAAGAUCUGCUACUUUAACAGAUUCUAAAAAGACUGCAUCUUCACAAUUAUCUCAGAGUGAUAUACCGGUAAAUGCUGGAUAUCCUGUAUAUCAGCCACAAUUAACUUUAACUGCUCUUCAAAUACAGCAACAGAAAGAAAAAGAAUUUCGAAAUCAGGAUAAUUAUUGGCAAAAACGUUUGCAGGAUUUGGAACAAAAACAUUCAGAAAUUAAUAAUAUUAUUAAUGCAGAAUAUAAAAAAGCUGCAGAGCAAUUAAAUGCCAGUGAUAAGGAUGGCAUAAAUGCUCAAGAUUCUAUUCAACCAUGUAAAAGCAAUUCUGAUAAAGUGUUCAAAUGUUAUCAAGAUUAUCCUAAAGAAAUUUUAAACUGUUCUAAUUUAGUUGAAGAAUUUUCUAAUUGUGUAGAUCAACGCCGAGCACAAGUGAUUGCAGCACGUUAACGUAUUUUAAUAUUAAAUCAUUGAUAGUCUAACCAAAUGUAAUGUAAUUUAAUAAUAAAUUUUAGUUUUUGAAAAUAAAUUAUACAAUAUAUAAUCA
Molecule: messenger RNA, 840 nt
Organism: Apis florea (little honeybee)
Lineage: Eukaryota; Metazoa; Arthropoda; Insecta; Hymenoptera; Apidae
Gene: Chchd3
Product: Coiled-coil-helix-coiled-coil-helix domain containing 3
Biological process (GO): inner mitochondrial membrane organization
Cellular component (GO): MICOS complex
Source: RefSeq, a predicted model, not a curated record